AUGCCAACGUCUCUUGCACUCAGCACGGAGGCAUGCCCAGGGCCUGAGUCUCUUGCAUCUGGCUGCUACGAGUCAGCGCCAUGCAGACGGGCAUCACUUCCGGACUGCCACCUAAAGCAACUUGUGACCUGCGCAGCCGAUGUACUUCCCACCUACUCCUGCAAGCCAACCAACAUCUGCUUCUGCACGAACGAUGAUCUUGCUGCCAGCCUCAAAGCAUGCCUCGUCAAAUCUUGUCAAACCCAAGAUCAGUUGAAAGCCCAGAAAUUCCGAGCAGACACAUGCGGACUGCCAGUACGUGAUAAGUCAAGCGUCGUCCGAGGUCUGGUAUGGUCCUUGUUCGCUAUCGCCACAUUCUUCACUAUCGCCCGGUUACUGUCAAGGUGGCCUCGACUAAACGGAGCCGGAUAUCACUGGGAUGACUGGACACUUUUCGCAUUGUAUCCGUUGGCCAUUGUCUUGUUGUACGCAGACUUCCUGUUCUGGUUCUACGUAUGCCAGCCACUGUACAUGGUCGUGAUCUUCUUGUCCAAGAUCUCACUACUACUUCUAUACUUGCGCACCUGGCCGGGUGACAGAUUCGCACCAUUUCGCAUCACGAACUGGGCCAUGAUUGGAGCAAUUUCUGCUGCCAUGAUCGCAUUCGUGAUAGCGAGCAUCUUCCAGUGCACACCAAUCCGUGUGGCCUGGAGUAUUGCUGCACCUCUAGCCGUUGAAAUGUGCACGGACCGUGUAGCACAGGUGCUGGCAGCAGCUGGCCUCAACAUCGUGUUCGAUGUCGUUGUCAUUGCCCUGCCAUUCCCGAAGCUGAUCAGGCUUGACAUCUCGUGGCCAAGAAAGAUCGGGCUUCUCUUCACCUUUUCGAUAGGAUCACUCGUCACCAUAUGCUCCAUCAUCCGCAUCACAUACAUGUCGAAAUUCGGCGAAUCAGAGAACCCAACGUGGGACUACACCUAUAUCGGAAUCUGGUUCAUCGUCGAAGUAUAUUGCUCGAUUGCUUGCGCCUGUAUGCCCGCAACCGCCGGCCUCGUCGAACGAUGCAUCAGCAAGUUUGUCCGUCGCGACGCCACCGAACCGGAUUUCGAGACCAACCUAUCAAGUAUGUCAAGAUCGAAAAGUCCUUUUGAUCCAGAGAUGCAACGCAGCAUUCGACUUGGCGCCACAUCACCGGGCUCGCAGUCAAUGAGCGACUACAUCGAGAGACGAGACAAGGUCCUUCGAGUUCGUGAGAACAGAAUCAUCUCGCUGAGUGGUGAACUCUCAACCAUCAAGACGAUGCAAGCUCUGCAUAGGAGAGAGACUGAAGUGUCCUCGGAGGUACUAAAAGGAGGUAGUGGGAGUACUGUGUACGCGGGUCCCAACAAUGGUAUCAAGUUGGAAGUAAGUCAUUGGAGCGUGGCUGACCCUAUCGUGGCAAGGCUUGGAUACCAGGAUCGAUUUGGGAAUGCAAGGCGUAUCGAGCUGCUUGGGCGGGCUACACCCGGGUCAUAA
This is a messenger RNA of Fulvia fulva, 1491 nucleotides long. RefSeq lists its product as uncharacterized. The record is from RefSeq and is a predicted model, not a curated record. The transcript has 4 exons. Bases 1 to 1491 code for a protein of 496 amino acids. NCBI's taxonomy places the organism in Eukaryota, Fungi, Ascomycota, Dothideomycetes, Mycosphaerellales, Mycosphaerellaceae.